Molecule: messenger RNA, 1379 nt
Organism: Raphanus sativus (radish)
Lineage: Eukaryota; Viridiplantae; Streptophyta; Magnoliopsida; Brassicales; Brassicaceae
Product: probable serine/threonine-protein kinase PBL12
Exons: 5
Coding region: 95-1372 (425 amino acids)
Biological process (GO): protein phosphorylation
Molecular function (GO): ATP binding; protein kinase activity
Source: RefSeq, a predicted model, not a curated record
AACCUACGCAAACUACAAAAGAUUCAUCAAAAAGAGUAAAAGACUAUACCUAUCUUCCAUUUUCUCCAAAAAGUUGAAGAAGAAAAAGAAGAAAAUGGCGGUAACCAAGAACAAGAAGACAUCAUUGACAUCUCUGUUUUUAGGAUGUUACAAGACAAAGAACGCGAGUAGAUACGAAGGAGAGGAGAAGGGCAAAGCAAUGAAAAUAAGAACAAGUCCGGCGAUCAAGAGGCUGUCGCUAUCAGACAUAAGUGAUCCAAGCUCGCCCAUGUCGGUCAUGGAUGAUCUCUCAAACUCCUUCACAUCUCAAAAGCUUCGUAUGUUCACCUUGUCUGAGCUGAGAGUGAUUACGCAUAAUUUCUCAAGAAGUAACAUGCUGGGAGAAGGAGGGUUUGGGCCGGUUUACAAAGGGUUCAUUGAUGAUAAGGUCAAACCGGGCUUAGAAGCCCAACCGGUUGCUGUUAAGGCACUUGAUCUCCAUGGUCACCAAGGCCAUAGAGAAUGGCUGGCGGAGAUACUCUUUUUGGGACAGCUAAGUAACAAAAAUCUUGUGAAGCUGAUAGGAUUUUGUUGUGAAGAAGAGCAAAGAGUACUUGUUUAUGAGUACAUGCCUCGAGGUAGCUUGGAGAAUCAGCUCUUUAGAAGAAAUAGUGUAGCAAUGUCAUGGGGAAUAAGGGUGAAGAUAGCCCUUGGAGCCGCUAAAGGCUUAGCUUUCCUCCAUGAAGCAGAGAAACCUGUCAUCUACCGAGACUUCAAAACCUCCAACAUAUUGUUAGACUGCAACUAUAACGCAAAAUUAUCUGAUUUCGGCCUAGCCAAAGAUGGCCCUGAAGGAGAACAUACACAUGUAACAACUCGAGUGAUGGGAACACAAGGUUAUGCUGCACCCGAAUAUAUCAUGACUGGUCACUUGACGACAAUGAAUGAUGUCUACAGUUUCGGAGUCGUUCUGUUGGAACUGAUAACAGGGAAACGGUCAGUGGACAAUACCCGGGCACGAAAAGAAAAAAGCCUCGUGGAAUGGGCGCGGCCAAUGUUGAGGGACCAAAGAAAGCUAGAUCGGAUAAUUGAUCCGAGGCUCGAAUGCCAGUACAAAAUUGAGGCAGCUCAGGCAGCAGCUGCCUUAGCCUUCAAGUGUCUAAGCCAAAAUCCCAAGUAUAGACCAACAAUGUCUGACGUAGUAAAGAUAUUGGAGUCUAUUCAAGAAGUUGAGACAAAGGAGCGUGAUAGUAACAACAAAGAAACAAAGAAGUUUGUGGGUAAAAGAAACAGUAGGCAUCAUCACCGUAAAGGCCAGAAAAGAGUGGAUAUCGCUUAUUCAGAUUCUCUCCUUUACAAGGAAUCCAGGGCAAAGCAGAACAGUGGGGUUUGAAAUAAAU